UGCGAAAACCGAUAAAAUUUGCUAUAACGACUGAUGUGGCUUUUAGAAAAGUUCAAAGCUGCAGAUAUACAAGGACAAGAGUCUGACUUGGCCAUGAGGGGAAUAACAUUCAACAGAAGACAGUGUCCUCAGAUGUAUCCAAAUGUCCUGACCCCAGACCGCAUCCCUGAGUUUUGCAUACCUCCUCGGCUUCCAUCCCAGCGAGGGUUAAGAGUAAAACCCUUUCACAGGUCUGUACCAGACCUCUGUGGAACAGACUUUGAAACAAGGCUUCUUAAUCCCGCACAAACACACCUUAUUCAGGUAGAAAGUGCAGAGGAGCCUACAGAAGAAGAAAACACUAAUGGUGAUCCACAGUCACAAGCAGCUUUAUCUCUCCCACAUCUGCCUAAAGCCCAUACGUCUUAUGGAUUUUGCACCUUACUUGAAAGCCCAAACACUAGAAGAAAAGAAUCCCUCUUUCACAAUGAUCCUGCUGGAUUUCCCAUUUUAUAUCCAAGAUCCCGCUCCAACACCACCACCUGUAGAAGUGCAUCUCCUUCUUUCAGCUUCACAACACUUAAGUUUCGGCCGCUAAGUCGAUCAGGUACUUUGGACAGCGACACCACUUCCUCCACAGAUUCUUCCCCAUUUAGUUCUCCUUUGCUCCACAGGUCACUUCCUCGGUGCAGCACUUUGUUAAAAGCUCUAAGCCAAGACAAACUCUUCUGCAGGGCAUUGAGAGGAAAAGAGAAGAAUAGGCUCUCUAGAAAUAACUCACUUUCUGCUGAUGAGUGGAGCUCCUCAGACAGCAGUCCUAACACAAUUCGUAGAAUUUCUGAUGGGAUGAUGGACUCUGUUUUCCCUAUGGAUCUUCAGUAUUCUAGAGAACGAUUUGUGGCAGAUAAUGCUGUUUUCCUAGACAACGGAGGCUCCCUCCGCUUAUCUGCUGAGUAUUGCCCUGCAGCCCAGAGACUACGUGUACGUCUCAUCAGUGCAGAAGGACUUUACAGCCCCAACACUGACCCCAAAAACAUUAACUGCUUUGUUUCCUUUUCCAUUAUUCCUGGGAAGCAACAAAAGCAGCGCAGUACUGUUAUAAGGAGGAGCCGCAACCCUAUUUUCAAUGAGGACUUUUUUUUUGAGAACGUAUCAGAGACACAACUGUGCAGUCGUUACCUAAAAGUGAAGGCAGUUAACAAGAUGUAUGGAAUAAAGAGAGACUCUGUCCUUGGGCAAUGUGAGAUUCCUUUGCUCAGCAUCUUAUCUUUUUAA
Bombina bombina (fire-bellied toad) is the source of this 1254-nucleotide messenger RNA. RefSeq names its product C2 calcium-dependent domain-containing protein 4C-like. The coding region runs from base 34 to 1254 and encodes 406 amino acids. Lineage: Eukaryota; Metazoa; Chordata; Amphibia; Anura; Bombinatoridae. The record is from RefSeq and is a predicted model, not a curated record. The transcript has a single exon.